Ficedula albicollis (Collared flycatcher) is the source of this 4709-nucleotide messenger RNA. RefSeq names its product EPS8 like 2 (gene EPS8L2). Gene Ontology annotation, cellular component: ruffle membrane; vesicle; plasma membrane. Lineage: Eukaryota; Metazoa; Chordata; Aves; Passeriformes; Muscicapidae. Gene Ontology annotation, biological process: Rho protein signal transduction; regulation of Rho protein signal transduction; positive regulation of ruffle assembly. Gene Ontology annotation, molecular function: actin binding. Bases 301 to 2565 code for a protein of 754 amino acids. The record is from RefSeq and is a predicted model, not a curated record. The transcript is spliced from 21 exons.
ACCUCUGUCACCUGCUCUCAGACACCCGGGGCGAGCGGCACCGGGAGGAAAGGGCAGCGAGGAGCCGCGGCACCGGGACCCCCAGGCCGGGGUGCCUGCCGGGUGGGCUCUGCCUCCCACUCUCCUUCAGCGCUCGGGACAUCGGGCUGUGCAGGGAGGACAGGGAGCUUGACUGCUGGAGAAUGACAGCACGAUUUAACUAGGAAGGCACGGAAAACUGGGAGAGAACUCACGGGAGCUGAGCUAACUGCGGGAAACGAGAAAGGCUUCUCAGCACCGUUGCCUGGCCUGUGAAGCAACAUGAGUCACAAGGGAUCCCUCAGCAGCAACCCUGGCUCAUCAAAUGGCAGCAUGGGCAAAGCUGAGGGAGCCUCCAAGCUGAGUGCAAAGGACCUGUACGAACAAAGGAAAAAAUACUCCAAUUCCAACGUCAUUAUGCACGAGACUUCCCAGUACCACGUCCAGCACUUGGCCACCUUCAUCAUGGACAAGAGCGAGUCCAUCACGACAGUGGAUGACGCGAUCCGGAAACUCAUCCUGCUCAACUCCAAAGAGAAGAUCUGGACACAGGAGAUGCUGCUGCAAGUGAAUGACAAGUCCAUCCGGCUGCUGGACUGUGAGACACAGGAGGAGCUGGAGGACUUCCCGCUGCCGACAGUGCAGCACUGCCAGACAGUGCUCAAUCAGAUGCGCUAUUCCUCCAUCCUCCUGCUCGUGUGUCAGGAUUCUGAGCAGCACAAACCUGACAUCCACUUCUUCAACUGUGACGAGGUGGAGGCGGAGAUGGUUCAUGAGGACAUAGAAAGUGCCCUGGCAGACCACAAGCACGGGAAGAAGAUACGGCCACAGACACUCAAGGCAAACCAGGAAAAGAUCAAGCAGAGACAAUCCAUCCUCCCCCCACCUCAAGGACCGGCUCCCAUCCCAAUCCAGCACGACAUGAGAGGCUCAGCAAUGAACAGGAACAGGGUGGCACCUCCUUCCCAGCAUGAUCCAGACUAUGACCGACGAAGCUCUGGCUCUCACGACCAUGAGGAAUCCCGCGCCAUGUUAGCACAGAAGAUUGAAAAGGAAACGCAAAUCCUGAACUGCACCCUGGAUGACAUCGAAGUGUUUGUCGCCCGGCUCCAGAAGGCUGCAGAGGCGUUCCGACAGCUCAACCAAAGGAAGAAAGGGAAGAAGAACAAGAAGAAAGGGCCAGCAGAGGGAAUGCUGACCCUCCGAGCAAGACCCCCGAGUGAGGCCGAGUUCAUCGACUGCUUCCAGAAAACCAAACUGGCUUUUAACCUCUUGGCCAAACUGAGGAAACACAUCCAGAACCCAAGCGCUUCGGAGUUGGUGCAUUUCCUAUUUGGGCCACUGGAACUGAUCAUCAAUAGCUGUGGUGGCCCCGAGCUGGCCCGGUCUGUGCUCAGCCCACUGCUUUCUAAAGAUGCCACGGAUUUCCUGAGAGGACACCUGACACCCAAAGAGAUAAACCUCUGGGAUUCCCUGGGGGAGACAUGGACCAGAUCCAGAGCUGAGUGGCCCCGAGACGCGAACAUCCCCACCUACAUCCCCAAAUUCCGCAAUGGCUGGGAACCACCCACAGAAAUCUUCCGUGGAGCUCCCUGGGAAAUCGACAUCGGACACUUGCAAGAGGAGCUCUCCUCAGCCAAUGGAUAUCCUUACCGGAACUCCUCGCUCAAGCGUGGCCAGACGGCUGAGCAGACACAGGCUGGGGAUGCCUUCAAACAGAAUGUCACUCCACAUGGAAAUAGGAAUUUUGAGGCCCAGGGAGCGCCCAGGAGAUUUGCCAAAAUCCGCUAUGAUUUCACCGCGCGAAACGCCAACGAGCUCUCGGUGCUCAAGGAUGAGAUCCUGGAGGUGUUGGAAGAUAAUAAGCAAUGGUGGAAGUUGCUCAACCGGAGUGGACAGGCUGGUUACGUUCCAUACAAUAUACUGGAUGUGGUGAAACUGGAAGAGCUCGAACAGUCUAACCAGAGGUACAAAGGAGACCUGAGCCCCAGGGGCUAUGGCCCAUCCAGUCCAACUCACAAGAUGCCUGCCAGCUACGCCGGGGAUAAGUGGGGCAGUGAGAUGUUAUCACGCAACUCUCCACAGGACGCCAAAGAACAACUAAUUCACCAAAUGGAUGAGCUGAAUGACGAGCUGCUAAAGAAGAUCACAAACAAUAAAAUUCAGCCUCCCCACAGGCACGGCCUGAAAUGCCACUGGAAUCACAGGUGCCACCCUGGCUCAGCCCCAGGGCCCUGUGAUCUGGUCCCAGUGCAGCUCCCUGCCCCCAUCUCCCAGGCCUCACCUCUGGCACGAGGCCACCUGCAGCACAAGCAUCAUCUCCCCACUUUGUGUCUCCCCAGGACCGUGGAGCACCUGGGCAUCCUCACUGGAGCUCAGCUCUUCUCCCUCAACAGAGAGGAGCUGAAGAAGGUGUGUGGUGAUGAGGGAAACAGAGUGUACAGCAAGAUCACGGUGGAGAAAAACCUGCUGGAGAAAAGCAGAGGCGAGUCAGAGCUCCAAGAAAUCAUGAAGCGCCGCCAGGAAAGGAUUGAUUCUGCUAAUUAAAGUCUCUCUGCUUUAUUUCAGCUCUUAGCCCUAAGUAGUGCAGAAAAAAAGGGAAUGAAAGCAAUGAUUCCCGGCCCGGGCCGGAGGCAGCAGAGCUCCCCUUGGGGUCCAGCUGCCAUCAGAGUGACAAUUCCUUGAACACUCUUGGGAAGGGUUGACAUAAGACCAUGUCCCACUGGGAAAGGUGUUUUAAUUUUGCAUGAAGUAUUUUUUUUAUAACUAUAUAUUUUAUACUGGAAUUUUCCGUGCAUGCUAUCGGAGCAGGAUUCACAUGGGGCUGGAUGUACAAGGGCUGGACUCAAGCAGACAAAGACCCCCAGAGCUUUUCUCCGAGGGUGUCCCUGCUCCCCCCUCGCUGGCAGAGCAGGCAUGGCACAGCACGGAGAGGCAGCCUCAAGGCUGGAGUCUCUCCACGGGAAUCAGCUUUGGAACCCUGCACUGGUUUGGGUUUAAGGAAAGGACACUAAAGCUCAUCCUGUUCCACCCCCCAUCACGGGCAGGGACGCCUCUCACCAGCCCAAGUUGUUCCAAAUCCUGUCCAGCCUGGCCUUGGACACUUCCUGGGAUGGGGAUCACAGCCCCUCUGGGCAGCCUAAGGCAGCCCCAUUUCCAUUUCCUCCUCGGUGCAGGUGUCCCCUGCAGCCCACGAGCACAGGCCCGGUGACAACUCCCUGUCCCCCUCCUGUCCCCCUGUGCCCCCGCAUUGGACAAGGCUGGAAUGGCAACACACAUUCCCAAAGUCUGGCUGCUUCCUUAAACCCACGUCUCUGAGCAGCUGAAAUGAGCUCUCAGCGCCUAGAAAGGAGCAGGAGUGACAAACAAAGGGAUCUGGGUGUGGAAAUAGGUGAGUUCCACCUGCAGAGGCCAGGGCUCAGGGCAGCUGUGCAGCCCUUCCCUGGGGCACUGAUCCCGCACUGGAAUGUUGUGGUGUUGCCAAACCCGGCCUCAAACCAGCAGAAGAUAAGCCCUGACCAUUUGCUCCCGACCCAGGCACACCCACAGCCCUUCCCAGGGUGUUGGUCACUCGUCCCCACCUUCACCUUUUCAGUGCAAAAAGUCAGCUGAAAUGAUUCCCAAAUAGCUGAAACCCCAAAGCACACUGGGAAAGGCAGGUUUAACUCCAGAUAAAUGGGCAUAAGGGAAAAAAAAUCUAAUUCAGCACAGGAUGUUGCUCUUGACUUCCUGUUUUCCUUCAUAAAGUUAUGUGAAUUUGUAUAUAAAAAUUUGUAAAUAGGGGUGAGGAAAAAUCUCUCUCCCUAGAGGCAGAAUUUGGGAUUACGCUUCCAAAAUUUACUCACAAUCUCAAAACUCAAGCAUAGUUCCUGUCCACAGCAAGUCUGGCACGCUGCAUCUCUAUUUAACUGACAGACCAACCUGAUUGCAAAGCAGGAAAGCAAACACAGCUCCAGAGCUGCCCACAGCCCAGGACAGUUGGGUUUUCUCUCUCAGCACGUGCUGAGUCUUUGCCCAAAUUUGUGCCUGUCCGUGCACAUUUAAUGGAAAAAGCUUUAAAACAGCAUCUGGGAAACUCGUGUCUGAAUCUGAGAACACCAGUGCACCUCAGUUUUGGCUUUAUUCUAAAGUGUCUCCAAUGGAUAAUCAGUUUUCUUCGUUUGGAAGAGGACACUGCUGGCCCCAGCAGAAUUAGGGUGCAGGCAGGGCAGGAUCCUGGGUUCAGUCACAGCCCUGCUGGGAUCUGAGAAGGGCACUCACCUUGUCAGGGAGGGAUGAAGAGGACAAUCCUCCUGAGAAGCCCUGGCUCUGGAUUAGGGUGGAGAAGGGAAGCAGGAUGGCAAGCACAGGAGGCGAAAAAGUUUCUAAAAUGAAAAUAAAAAGAAAUGUUGAGCUAGGAAACACACCACCUUCUAGUCCUGGGGUGUAGAGGAAAGCAAAUCACUGGGAAUUAGUUAUCUGGGAUUUUAACAGGAAUGUACAUGACAGCUCUGUAAAGCUGGGAGCCACAGGAACACUUCCAAAACCAAGUAUCUCAGCAGACCUUAUUGCAGAGGAAAACUUUACAAAUGUCCAAGCAACUGAGCUGUGCAUCUGUUCUGUUUGUACUGCCUGCAGACACUGCUAUAAAGUACUGUACAUUAAUGUACCUGAGCGAAGGAGACAAUGAUAUAACCAUGCACUGUACAAGA